Messenger RNA from Clunio marinus, 270 nucleotides. The record is from the annotation of a GenBank genome assembly. NCBI's taxonomy places the organism in Eukaryota, Metazoa, Arthropoda, Insecta, Diptera, Chironomidae.
AUGAAAAAGUUUAGAAAGACAAUUGCAAUAUACAUAAAUAUGUAUCAAUCGCUGGGAAAGCUUUCGAUCAUCAUUUGUCACAGUCUCGAUCAAAUUUUCUGGGGUCAUUACACUAAAUUUGAUUUCGCUGCUGCACUUGCUGAUGCUGCUAACUCUGCCCUCUUCGUGAAAAUCCUAAUUGUCGAGAUCUUCGGAUCUGCCAUCGGUCUCUUUGGACUUAUCGUUGGCAUCUACAUGACAAGCAAAGUCAAGAUGGGCGACAAAGAAUAA